Messenger RNA from Tricharina praecox, 643 nucleotides. RefSeq names its product DNA-directed RNA polymerase. The transcript has 2 exons. The record is from RefSeq and is a predicted model, not a curated record. The coding region runs from base 182 to 541 and encodes 119 amino acids. Gene Ontology annotation, biological process: transcription by RNA polymerase II. Gene Ontology annotation, cellular component: RNA polymerase II, core complex. Lineage: Eukaryota; Fungi; Ascomycota; Pezizomycetes; Pezizales; Pyronemataceae. Gene Ontology annotation, molecular function: protein dimerization activity; DNA binding.
GCUUCGACCACUGCGCAUGCAGGUCCGUCCGCCGACUUCACCCCAUCCUCGAUAACGACCACCCAUCCUCCUUCCCACCCACACGACCGACUCGCCACCGUCCCUCCCGACACGGUAAUAUUCCGCCCCGCAGCAUCAAUACCCACCCUCAUUCCGAAGACCACCCUCACCCACCGCCACCAUGAACGCGCCGGACCGAUUCGAGCUCUUCCUCCUGGGCGACGGGGAGGCAAAAGUAACGAUGGAAGCGGACACGCGCCAGCCGAACACCGCGAUCUUCACGUUCAACAAGGAGGACCACACGCUCGGGAACCUUCUUCGGGCCACUCUGCUGCACAACGAGCACGUCAUCUACAGCGCCUACAAGAUCCCCCACCCGCUUUUUCCAAAGUUCGAGCUGCGCGUGCAGACGGAUGACGAUACGACGCCGAAGGAGGCGCUGCUCCAGGCCUGCCAGGGACUCAUUGCGGAUUUGCAAAUACUCAGUGGGAAACUCACUAGGGAGUGGGAACUCAAUAAGAUCGCGAGGGAUACGACAUAGUGCUGCGGACGACUUCUGCUGGGGCUGGGGCUGGGGCUGGGGCUGGCGCGCGCGGUUGUAAGGGAAUUGAGGGGUCAGAGAGGUGGGCUGGGAAGACGGGCG